UAAAAGAAAAUCAAACAAACAAACACAUAAAAGUAAUCACUUUUUCUUUAUCAUCGCUUUUUGAUUAAUCCAAAAAAUUGUUGGAAAAAAUUAUUCAACAGUUAGUAGUUUAAUUUACCGAGAAAAAGACAAUGAGAGAUGAAGAAAUUUGUCGAUAUUGAGCCCAUGAAAAUGAAUCCCACGAUUCAUAAAAACAGCGUUAAGCACACAAUUUACAAGAAUGAUAAGAAAAACAGCUUUUGCGAGUUAUCUUUGUCUCUCUUCUUCUCAUUUUGGUGUGUAGUUUUCUUGUUCUAUACUAAAUUUGGACUCACCCGCGGCAACGAAGGGAGUCUGAAUGCCUAUAACCGGAGUAUUACUAACUCUAGUAUCUGCAAUGAGAAGUUAUUAUGCAAUUGCGCUGUUCCUAUUACAGAAAUCGCAAAUAACAAUCAAACAAGUGGGGUUUUCAUGGAGGUGAAUGUGUCUGUGACCUUAAAUGAUUCCACUUCCUAUGAUAACUAUCCAAAUCUGGAAUACUCAGUACGGGAAUCAAGUGGAUUAGAGGAAGUAUUGUCACUUGUAUUAGGUUAUGAAUCUUCUGUUUGUCAAGUACGACCGCAAGAAGAUUAUAUGAAAACUGAAAAAGAACAGCGACAAAAUGGGAGAAUCCCAUUAACUUAUCCUAAUCUAGACGAGUUCAAGUAUAUUUCAAGUCAAGAGAAAAGUGCGAGUACGCCAAGCCAGCUAGUAAAUCUCACACACAGGCUCGAGUCGGAUGGAACACCGUACAACUAUGCCUCAGCUUCCAAGGGUGCAAAAGUGGUGGCUCAUAACAAGGAAGCAAAGGGAGCGAGCAAUGUAUUGGGAAAGGAUCAUGAUAAGUAUCUCAGGAACCCGUGUUCCGUUGGGGGCAAGUUCUUUAUAAUUGAGCUUGCGGAUGAAACUUUGGUUGAUGCUGUCAAAAUUGCGAAUUUUGAGCAUUAUUCUUCUAAUUUUAAAGAUUUUGAGUUAUCAGGGAGUUUGGUGUAUCCAACUGAGACAUGGAAUUCCUUAGGGACAUUUGUUGCUGGAAAUGUCAAGCAUGCUCAAUGCUUUAAGCUGCCUGAACCAAAAUGGGUUAGAUAUUUGAAGGUGGAUUUACUGAGUCAUUAUGGGUCAGAAUUUUACUGCACGUUAAGUGUUGUAGAGGUGUAUGGAGUUGAUGCAAUUGAACAUAUGCUUGAGGAUCUUAUCACUACUUCCGGAGAGUCUUCUGCUGUCCGAUCGCCAAAGCCUAAUUCGACUGCCAUGACAGUGAUACUGCCAGAACCAGGCCCCAGCAAGCGUGAAGCAGACGAUGUUGCUCAUAACUUGAGUGAUGCCGUCAAUAAGGGAAUAGAAAAUGCUCCCGAGGGACAGAAGCCUAAUGCAGAUCCUAAGAAACCAACCACUAGCAGCAUGCCGGAUCCCUUAGUGAAGGGUAGGCAACAACCAAAUGGCAGAUUGCAUGCAGAUGCUGCUCUAAAGAUAUUGUUGCAGAGGGUCAGAUCUCUCGAGUUGAACUUGUCAGUGCUCGAGGAGUACAUCAAAGAACUCAACAAAAGGCAGGAGGAUGUUCUUCCCGAACUUGACAAAGAGGUAGUGAAAUUUACAGCUCUUCUGGAGAAAAGCAAAUUGGAGAUCAAGAAUCUCUUGGAAUGGAAAAAAAUAGUGGAGAAAAAAAAUGCUGACCUUGAAACCUGGAAAGCUUUUGUCUCGUCCCGAAUGGAUCUUUUGGUCAGAGAAAAUAGCAUACUGAGGUUUGUAUUAUCAUAUAUUGCUACCUAAUCUAAUUGGUUAUUUUACUUAAUUAUCAGUUACGAUUUAACUAUUUCUACAUUUCAUUGAGCUCAAAGUAAGCAUUUUUUUAUUUACUGAGAGUCCUACAUAAUGUGUGGAUAAAAAGUUUGACUAAAUUAUGAGCUUUUCCAAUGGUUAAUGAAAUUAAAUUAAGAAAAAUCUACGGAGUCACUAUUUUCAUCCAUCAUUCUUAAAUAUCUAUCCACUGUUAAAAUUUUUUCUCUAUUACAUUUUUUAACCUUAUGUAAAUUUACUUAAAUAGACAAGAAUAAAACCAAAUUAGAUCUCUCUCUCUCUCUCUCUCUGAAUACAUCCACUAAUGUUUAUCCUCGUUAAAUACUUUUGAACCUUCAAGAUAAUGAUCGAUUCUCACAAUAGUUAUGCACACACACACACACACACACACACACAAAGGAAUUAUUGAUUAAUUGAAAUCCUACCUAACAAACUUCAAAAGGGAACUUUUCUGUCUCUAGAAACAGGGUUGUGUUGUGCUUCUUCUUUUCUCUUUCUUCUGAUUUCUCUCUCCCUCUAAAUAUGCAUAUUGAAAUGUGAGAUGAGCACAGAGGGACACUUUCAAGUGAGAGGGAGGAUUUUUAUUCCAUGGAAAAAUUAAAAUAGCCCUCCAAAAAAUAUUGUAUGUAUAGAUAUAACAAGAAUUUAUUUCGUAAUUACCUUUCUUAAUUUAAUUAACAAUGAUACAUUCUUGCCAUGUUUGUGAUUUGUUUAAGUUAUAAUGAAUUUUAGCAUUUUUUAAUGAUAAAACAUUGUUAAACCUUGUGGAUAUACAGUGUUUAAAUAAAUGAAUAUAAUAAGUGUAAUAUUGGAAUGUAAUGAGGAUGGAUAUAGUACUUUUUUAAAAUUUUAAUAGGGAAAGAUUUUAAGCAGGAUAAAUAUAUAUAAAUGGUGUGGAUAUAUAGUGUUUAAUGACUGAAUUUAAUUAUGAUAAUGUUGGAAUGUAAUGUGGAUGAAUAUAGUACUUUUUUAAAAUUUUUAAAUUUUAGCAGGGAUAGAUAUAUAAGUGGAUGAAAAUAGCGAUUCCCAAAAUCUAUUGUGCAAACCCUUUCAACAAAAGUCAAUGAGGUUAACAUCUAUACUUUAUCAAGUGUAUGUAUAACCAUCAAACUCACAGGCAAACUGUGCUUCAAAUGGUAAAUGGCUGUAUGACGAACAGAAAUUGGGUCCCACCUCAUAGAGUGAGUGUAGAAAAAUGA
This is a messenger RNA of Olea europaea var. sylvestris, 3014 nucleotides long. RefSeq names its product SUN domain-containing protein 5-like. NCBI's taxonomy places the organism in Eukaryota, Viridiplantae, Streptophyta, Magnoliopsida, Lamiales, Oleaceae. The transcript is spliced from 3 exons. The record is from RefSeq and is a predicted model, not a curated record. Gene Ontology annotation, cellular component: membrane; cytoplasm. Gene Ontology annotation, biological process: protein folding in endoplasmic reticulum. The coding region runs from base 139 to 1788 and encodes 549 amino acids.